CUAUUUUUGUCUGGCUUAUCAGCUUUCUCCCUCACACAUCCCUUCCAUUUGCUUUUAAACUUGUUACUUUUUCCACAUAUUAAUCACUUUGCCCAUGUUUGUCAAUCUCUCUGUACCCAUCUUGCUUUCAGAACUUGUGCCAGCCUCUCAAGUGCUUUGCUCAGUUUCCUCACUUAAUGAGAGAGCCUGGUGCCAGUCUUCCUGAAAAGCCAUUCCAUUCACACUGGUCUCCUUCAAAUCUUUGCCACAGUUUCCCUCUAUGUUGUCCCAGUCACUCUCUCUCUUUCUGUUAUUUUUACCUCCAUUUCUAGCAUGUAAUGCCGCCUUUUUCUACCACCUCGUUCCGGUCUUCUGUUAUACAACUCCAGAAAAGUAUGCACAGUGCCAGCACAAUCUCUGCUCAGUCCAAAGAGAGGCCUCCUCCUUCUUUGCUUGCUUCGCUCUCUUUCAUUUACACUACUCCCCCAUUCCAGAGCAUUAGGUUCAAAGAUGACAUUAACACUGAGUGUUCAUGUCACCAUAUAGCCCUCUCUCUCUCUCUCGCUCUGUUUUUUCAUAGCUCCCAGGACCGUCCCCUCCAGACACAGUUGAGACAUCUCUCUCUCUCUCUCUCUCUCUCUCUCUCUCUCUCUCUCUCUCUCACCCUCUCUCACUUGCACUCCAUCUCUUUUUUAAUCUCUGAAGCAUACUCUGUCUCAUCUUCAUCUCUUUCUACUCUCCGGUUCUCCCUGGAAAUCUAUAUCUUUCCUUUCAUUGGCAAGUGCGGAAGGACGCCUCUCACCUGGGGUCAAAGUCAGGGAAAAACAUUCUCACAUAGAGCGGGGAAGAAAAGAGGCCACAGAAGAUCUUUCAGUUCGAUGGGUGCUGACGAAAUGUAUGACAAGCUGGGAAUGAUCAACAUUCAGACUGGAUCAAACUGGGGCAGCCGGCAGAGCUGGUACCAGGAUACUGCUGUACAGGGACAACACAGCAAUGACAGCUGUCAGCAGCUGGACAGUGAAGGCCUUGGGGUGGGGCCAGGAAAUGAGGACCCAGAAGAGACCCAGCUGCGCCUACAGCUGAAACGCAAGCUCCAGAGAAACAGGACCUCCUUCACACAAGAACAGAUUGAGGCUUUGGAGAAAGAGUUUGAGCGGACACAUUAUCCUGAUGUGUUUGCCCGGGAGAGACUUGCUGCCAAAAUUGACCUGCCUGAGGCUCGCAUUCAAGUUUGGUUCUCAAAUCGCCGUGCUAAAUGGCGCCGUGAGGAGAAAUUAAGAAGCCAACGGCGUGCUGUAGGAGGAGCAUCAUCAGGGCACACUACCAUGAACACAUCCUACAAUUCCAGUGUUUAUCACUCCAUCAGUGCACAAGGUUCCAUUCUCAGUCGUAGUGACUCCUCUCUUUCUAACAGUUAUGGAACAUUAGCCACAAUGCCUGUUUUUACCAUGGCCAACAACUUGCCCAUUCAGCCUGUCCCAUCUCAGACAUCAUCAUCAUAUUCUUGUAUGAUUCCUGCCAGCCCUUCUUCCUCAUCACGGAACUAUGAGUCCACAUUUAAUCCAUCGCAUCUGGGAACAGGAGCCUCAAGUGCCUCCACUGGUUUAAUUUCUCCUGGAGUGUCUGUCCCAGUGCAAGUCCCUGGCAGUGAGCACCAGGACCUGGGCCAAUACUGGCCAAGACUGCAAUGAACCCAGCUACUGCACCCUCAGAUCCAAAAGGACUUCUGGAAUCCCUGCCUUCAGCCAUCCAGAUUAUAGCCAAACAGAACCAACCUAAAUGUGAAUGAAAGCCAUUACAACUCUUCCAGUACUGCUCAGCAGGGAAUCUAGUUUAAUAUUAUAUAGCAAGGCAUGUCCACCUUCAAAAAUUCCUGGCAUAAGAUGUACACAUUGGACAUCAUCCAUCCCUUCUUAAUCUGGAGUAAAGGACGUUCCCUGAAAGAAAUAGCUUCACUGUAGCCCAUAAGCUGUAGCUCUUCAAGUAGACAGCUACUGUUCACCUAAAGAUCUGUUUAUAUAUA
This is a messenger RNA of Erpetoichthys calabaricus (reedfish), 2002 nucleotides long. RefSeq names its product paired box protein Pax-6-like. The record is from RefSeq and is a predicted model, not a curated record. Gene Ontology annotation, molecular function: DNA-binding transcription factor activity, RNA polymerase II-specific; RNA polymerase II cis-regulatory region sequence-specific DNA binding. The coding region runs from base 318 to 1670 and encodes 450 amino acids. Gene Ontology annotation, biological process: regulation of transcription by RNA polymerase II; anatomical structure development. NCBI's taxonomy places the organism in Eukaryota, Metazoa, Chordata, Cladistia, Polypteriformes, Polypteridae. The transcript has 8 exons.